Messenger RNA from Oikopleura dioica, 444 nucleotides. The record is from the annotation of a GenBank genome assembly. Lineage: Eukaryota; Metazoa; Chordata; Appendicularia; Copelata; Oikopleuridae.
AUGAUGGACAACUGGGGCCACGGGACGCGGCACGAAGACAAACUGGUUCUAUCUGCUUUCGCCUUGUCUACUUUCGCUGAGAAAAAACACUGUUGCUUCCUUGCGGGCACACGCGACUUGCAACUCGCACAGGUGGCAAACAAAAACUUCGAAGAUGUUCUUGUCGUUCGAAUUUUCAAGGAAGAUGGAAAACUGCCCAAGACCGAGUUCUUUGACGAGGCCAAGAUUGCUCCGGUAGAUGAGUGCAUCAAAAAAGAUCUUGAGGAGAUAGAAGACAAAGAGUUUUCAUGGAGAGUGAAGGAGCUGGUCGAGGUUUUUCAGUGCGGGCUGGAUCCUGUUGAUGCUGAUAGUUCAGCAAGGCUAUUGAGUCAAGCUCAAGCUCGGGAAAUUGCUGGCUUGUAUCGACAUUAUAUGAUGGCAGAGAAGAAUACAGUCGAAGGUUAG